CUAGUUGUAUAGUUUAAGUGUAUUCAUUAUUUCUUAACAAUUAAUUCAAUUGUUGGUUAUUCGACUCAAAGUCCAUUUAUAACAAACAGUUAUAUGAUUGGUAUUAGUUCGAAUCAUUUGUAUAUUUACAUUGUAACAUUUCACUGUAUUUCAAAAAGGUAGUCGGAAUACUUCAAUACGGUUAGUGACGACAUUCUAUGGAAACUUUUUUUUAGACUUUUUUCUUUACGUUAAAUUACAACUUCUUAAUCAAAUACAGAAUAAACAAGCACAUUCCAUUCAGUCAAUAAAUGUAAAUUGAGAUCGUCAAUAAACAUCAUCAGUAUUGUUCUGCAAUAUGGGCUUCAGAAUAAAGUAUAUAUUUCAACAGAAUGCUCUACAACCCAAAUUACCAUAUACUGCGAUGGUUUUAAUACUUACUAGUGUACUAUCAGUUUUAUCAAUCAUUGUUACACUAACCUUAUUCUUGUUAGGUGGAGAAUUUAAAUCGCCGACAUGUAUAAUAAUUUUCACAAGUGUAUUCAAUAUUAUUGGUUUUUUUCUAGGAAUGAUGUUGGUUAUUUUACGGAAGAUGAGAGAAACGUUUCCCUUGAAUAUAAUAAUGUCAAUUUUAUACGGAUUGGCUAUAUCUGCAGCUCAAGGAUACUCUAUCAUCAAUGUGGAAAUUCUAGUAAAAGUCAUAGCAUGGGUUAUUGCUUUCGUGUUGCUUUCGAUUUUGGUCCCGGUUGGUAUGGUUAUAAAGACUGACUUAAGUCAAUAUACAAGUGUAUUUAUGAUUUACUGUGUUGCAGAACUUUCCACAAUCACAGUAGUAUUUAUCGGUCUUAUUAUAGCAGGUAACACACAGGUGGCUUUGGCUGUUUAUGCGGCCGGGGUAUUGCCCAUAUUGAUUCCUCUUGCUAUUGGUUUCGGGCAGCUUACAUUUAGUACAAUUUCCAGUUAUACUUACUAUCCGGAUUACUGUCUGGCAUCAUUGACUUUAUUCACUACGCUAUUGGGAUUUUUUACUACCAUCAGUGUAGAAGCUCAUUUCAUUACAUUGCUAAUCAAAAACAAUACUACCGUUAAACUACUGUAAAUGCCUCAUUAAAAGCAUCAAUACAUAUAUAUUAUUU
This is a messenger RNA of Schistosoma bovis, 1115 nucleotides long. The record is from the annotation of a GenBank genome assembly. NCBI's taxonomy places the organism in Eukaryota, Metazoa, Platyhelminthes, Trematoda, Strigeidida, Schistosomatidae.